AUGAACGGCGCGCAAGCGGAGAAAAGUUCUGCGAAAGCGGUGAUUACAGCGGGGCGUUCUAGUGAAGAAGAUUCAAACCCUGCCUCGAGACCUAUUUCCUCGAAAUUCUUCUGUGGGGCGACUCCUUCGCCGCAGUCCAGGGGCAAAAAUUCCAGUUACGAGAAAUUAUCCCCCAAGGCGGGCCCAUCUCGUUUGGUGUAUGACGACGAAGACAAGGAGAACGAGCCGAUACUUGACAAUGACGAUAUUUUAAUGGACGACCCAGAUCCUGUGCAGCGGAAAGACAAAUACAUAUGUCCGUCGCCGUCGUUGACACGGUUGGAUACCCCAGUACUCUCCUCUCCACUACGGCCUACAAGUGCAUCGCAGCCGUAUAGAGACAACGAGGGCGGCGACUUUGGCGCAGACGUACUCUCUAGCCCGCCCGUUGUCAGAUCCAGAACGGGAUGGUUCUCAUGUGAUACUGGAGAUGGAAAGGAGGGUACAGAUGCUAUCGGAGCAGAGUUAGUCCGCAAUGCACCAUCGCUGCAUGAGGACAGCCAGGAGGCACUAGGGCAGCCUGUGGACUCCGAGCCCGAUCUCCGAGACACCUUUGGAGAGUGGGAUUGGGACGACGCGACAACAUCGUCAUCACUGUUUUCAGUACGCAGCGGCAGUGCUUCGUUGCCAGUCGCCCCAGAUGACUAG
Molecule: messenger RNA, 687 nt
Organism: Sparassis crispa
Lineage: Eukaryota; Fungi; Basidiomycota; Agaricomycetes; Polyporales; Sparassidaceae
Exons: 2
Coding region: 1-687 (228 amino acids)
Source: RefSeq, a predicted model, not a curated record